UUUCGUAUUGUCAAGUACAACAAUCCCGCCCAUCGACGCUUACAACAACCCAAUGAACUCAGGACUCUCGCGAGCGAUUUGGUUCCGUCCCUUUUCUUAGUGCGCGUGCGCUGUGUUUCAUUCAGUAGCAUCUCCCUGUUUCUACACAACUCAUGCGCAUUUUAAGGCCCUUCUUGUCUCCCUCUCCAAAACGCCCUAACCCGUGGCGCAUGCGUACAAUAUAUCUCUAGGUUGUACGCAUGCGGCCGUUCUUUGGCUUCGGGAGAGUCUGCGGCGCGUGUCCAGUCUGCGGCGCAUGCGGCUUUCUUCUGCUUCCUCCCCGGUUCAUUGCGCGUGCGUUCCCUUCCCCAUCGCUCCCCUCCGUCUCUACGCAUGCGCCCGGGGUUCUCUCUGCCUUGGUUCCGGUCUGGCUCCUGCCUUGGGCGCCAUCUUGGAUUUGGGGACAACUGGAGUGAGUGAGUGAGAGAAGGCAGAGGAGCCCGAGGAGGCAAGCGAGGGGAGGGGGGGCCGGAUAGAGCCAGGCCCCCCAUCCCCACAGUACUCCACAUAACCCUCUUCCCUGCUGUAGAGGGGUUCCCUCCCUAUUCCUGUUCUUCUCCCCGUCGGGCUCCCUGGAUGUUAUAGAUUUUCUUUGGCUCCUAUAGGACCAUCCCACCCACCCCACCCAGUUCCCUCCUGCCCCCCAUCCCAGUUUCCCGUAAGGACCGUUGUGCAUUUUGCUUUAGGGGUACCAGACAGGAUCCCCACCCCAUCACCAUCCAUUAUCUGUGGGUUCUUUACAGCUUACCCCACUUAAAAUUUAUAGUAGGGGCUGCAACGUCCCGCUUAGCCCUCGUCUUCUUCCCUUUAUAGCUUCCCCCUUGGUUUCUAGUCAUCUAUCUGUAGGGCUUCUUGGUUGAUAUAGGUUUUUUUCCCCCGCCCCCAAUUUGGGAUUCUCCUCUCUUUCCCCGGAUAAAGAGCCUCCGUAGAACUGUAUCUGCCUGGAGACUCCUCUUUCUCCUUUUUAAAGGGAUGCCCCAAUCUCCUGUCCCUUCGGUGGAGCCCCCUGCACGUCUUCGCUUCUGCAGAUCCUUUCUCUUCUAGCCAAGCAAGAGAGGGAGAGACUCUAGAUGCCCUAUGUCUCCUACGCAGAGGCCUUCCUCAUCCAGGGGAGCUAGUGACAGUUCCCUCUGAACCCUCUUCCUUGAUUGGAGUUGGGGAAGAGGAGGAGGUCGGGGGUGUACUCCCCACCCCCAAUAUCCUGGAGCUGGAGCCGCAAGGGGAACAGUAUCAAGGCAGCUGCCGAGACUUACAGGAGAAGGGCGAAGGUGAGGCCCAGCCCCCUCCACGGCCGCCAUGCCGUCUAAUGCCCGGGCUGGCAGCUUGAAGGACCCUGAGGUGGCUGAACUCUUCUUCAAGGAUGACCCCGAAAAGCUCUUUGUUGACCUGCGGGAGAUCGGUCAUGGCAGCUUUGGAGCUGUCUACUUUGCCCGAGACAUACGCAACAAUGAAGUGGUGGCCAUCAAGAAAAUGUCCUACAGUGGGAAACAGUCUAACGAGAAAUGGCAGGAUAUUAUCAAGGAGGUGAAGUUUCUGCAAAAGCUGCGGCACCCAAACACUAUUGAAUACAAGGGCUGCUAUCUACGGGAACAUACAGCAUGGCUGGUGAUGGAAUACUGCCUAGGCUCAGCCUCAGACUUGCUGGAAGUGCACAAGAAACCACUGCAGGAAGUAGAGAUUGCAGCCAUAACACAUGGUGCCCUGCAGGGGCUUGCAUAUCUGCAUUCGCACAACAUGAUCCACAGAGAUGUGAAAGCUGGGAAUAUCCUGCUGACUGAGCCAGGCCAAGUAAAGCUGGGAGAUUUUGGCUCGGCCUCCAUCAUUGCUCCUGCUAACUCCUUUGUUGGCACCCCUUACUGGAUGGCUCCCGAGGUGAUCCUAGCCAUGGACGAGGGGCAAUACGACGGCAAGGUGGAUGUCUGGUCACUUGGCAUCACAUGCAUCGAACUUGCGGAGCGCAAACCACCUCUGUUUAAUAUGAAUGCUAUGAGUGCCUUAUACCACAUCGCCCAGAAUGAUUCUCCGCUGCUCCAGUCCAGUCACUGGUCUGAAUAUUUCCGGAACUUUGUGGAUUCAUGCCUGCAGAAGAUCCCCCAGGACCGCCCCACCUCUGACGUGCUGCUCAAGCAUCGCUUCCUCCUGAGGGAGCGGCCCCAGACGGUUAUCAUGGACCUGAUUCAGCGAACCAAGGAUGCUGUGAGGGAGCUGGACAACCUGCAGUACCGCAAGAUGAAAAAAAUCCUCUUCCAGGAGGCACAGAAUGGCCCAAAUGCAGAGGCGCCAGAAGAGGAGGAGGAGGUGGAGCAGUUUCUCCACCGGACAGGCACCAUCAACAGCAUGGAGAGCAGCCAUUCGGUCCCCAGCAUGUCCAUCAGUGCCAGCAGCCAGAGCAGCAGCGUCAACAGCCUGGCAGAUGCCUCAGAUGAUGACGACGGGGCCGAGAUUGCCAUGAUGCAGGAAGGCGAGCACACGGUCACCUCCAACAGCUCCGUCAUCCAUCGCCUCCCGGGCCAUGACAACCUGUAUGAUGACCCGUACCAACCUGAGAUGGAACCCCAGAGCUCAUCAUCAGCUGCUCGACGCCGUGCCUACUGCCGCAACCGAGACCACUUUGCCACCAUUCGUACGGCUUCUCUGGUGACUCGCCAGAUCCAGGAGCAUGAGCAAGAUUCAGCGCUGAGGGAUCAGAUGAGCGGCUACAAGCGGAUGCGGCGCCAGCAUCAGAAGCAGUUGCUGGCUCUGGAGAACAAGCUCCGGGCAGAGCUGGAUGAGCAUCAGCUGCGGCUUGACAAGGAGCUUGAGGCCCAUCGUAACAACUUCUCCGCUGAAGCUGAGAAACUGGCCAAGAAGCACCAGGCUAUUUUUGAGAAGGAGGCAAAGGCAGCCCUGGCUGAGGAGAAGAAAUUUCAGCAACAUAUCUUGGGCCAGCAGAAAAAAGAGCUGGGUAACUUGCUGGAGUCACAAAAGCGCCAAUAUAAGCUACGCAAGGAGCAGCUUAAAGAGGAGCUGCAGGAGAACCAGAGUACACCCAAGCGCGAGAAGCAGGAAUGGCUGCUGAGACAGAAGGAGAACAUGCAGCAUUACCAAGCGGAGGAAGAGGCCAACCUCCUGCGCCGCCAGCGGCAGUAUUUUGAGCUGCAGUGCCGCCAGUACAAGCGCAAGAUGCUGCUGGCACGCCACAACUUGGAUCAGGACCUCUUGCGGGAGGAGCUGAACAAAAAACAGACACAGAAGGAUCUGGAGUGCGCCAUGCUUCUGCGCCAGCAUGAAUCUACACAGGAACUGGAGUUCAGACACCUGCACACCGUCCAGCGCACCCGCACCGAGCUCACCCGCCUGCAGCACCAGACAGAGCUCUCGAACCAGCUGGAGUACAACAAGCGCCGUGAGCAGGAGCUGCGCCAGAAACACGCCAUGGAGGUCCGGCAGCAGCCUAAGAGCCUCAAAGUAGGUGCUACCUACACCCCGCCUUGCUGCCAGUGGUGCCCUGAAGGGCAGGAUGAAAGGGUUCUGGAGCCAGGGCAGGGGCACCCAGGGGUUGUAGAAAUGGACACACAUGAGGACGGAAGUCUAGAGUCUGUACAGGACCACUCAGGUGGGCCUGGUCCCUGUGACUGUGCAGCUGGGGUCCAGAAAUGCCUGGCAGAUGCAGAAUCUAAAUGCGCACACAUGGGGCCACUAGACCCAAGAGGACAUGAAUCGGCUGUUUUGGAGUCAGGCCGUCCUUGUCACAGUGAUCUAGGCCGAUGCAAACAUAUCGGAGAGUUUUUGGAGCCAACUGGUGGCGGUGUAGACGCAGGAAUAAAAUGUCCAAACCUUUUAGGGAAGUGUACCCAUGAAAUAGGGAUUCUGGAGCCAGAGCUAGACUGUCAUGGGCACAUGGUUCUAGAGCAUGGCCAUGAGGAGGAGGAGGAAGAGGCUCUAGAGCUGGAAGCAGUGUGUAUCGGGGCUCUUAUACAGGACUGGUCACAAAAGGGAGUUGGAGAUCUUCAUGAGUGUUCUGGGGAUGUAAAGCCAGAUUGGCAAUGCCUGGCAAGUGUAAUUCCAGACAGACAGGAAGCUACAGCUCUAGAGCAGAGGCUUGGGCUGGAUGGGAAGGACAAUGAAGUCCUAGAUCCAGAUAGAAAAGAAGAUCAGAUUCUAGAUUUCAGUGGAGCAAGCUUGAAACAGAAAGAGCUUUAUGAAGAGGGAGCUGCUGAUCUAGAACUACACCAGAAGUUUCUUGGCUUGCAGGAUCACUUUGGAGAGAGUUCUGGGGUUCUGCUACCUGUCCGGGGGCGCUCAGAUGUUCCAGAGCCUGAUGGGCAAGAGGCUGAUAAGCUAGACCCAUUUGCAUGUGAAGAUCAUUUGUAUCCUCAUUCCUUACCCCCUGUCUUAGAGGAGGGAGCCCUGCGAGACCCAGGGGAUGGCUGCCCAGCCCCUGAAGACCCGUACAGUCAGCAGGCCAGCAGCAAAACCCGCCCUGUCCCACCUCCAGUGGCAGCCAUUUUGCCUCAUGCUCUCUGUGUGGUCUUGGCAUUGCUAGUCUCUGCCUAUCCAUGUGCCCCAACUCUCUUGCUGCUCCUUGCAGCACUGUGGGCGCAGGGUGGAGGGUUUCAGGAUAUCCUCCUGGCCCUUGAAGGGGCACUGGUGGGCCUGGGGGUGACAUACACCUUGUUGCACUCUGUCUUCCUCCUCUCUGGAGCAUCCUUCCUCCUUCUGGCCAAGAUGGCAGGAGUGGUGGGUGUGGUGGGGCUGAGUGCCAGCAGGGGUCGCCUGUAUGUUCCAGUCAUCCUCCUGGCUUCCUACCUUUUAGCUUCUCCCUGGCUUUUCCUGCCCCUUUACCUCUUGGGGGCCAUUGCAAGGCACAACCUGAAGGGACUCCCCCGCCGUGCCCGCCGUUUUUGGCUCCUGGUUCUCCUGCGUCUCCCACGCCCAGCUUUCCGAAUCCUCCAGCGCUUGGGGCUGGUUACCGAGCAGGGGCUAUUCCACCUCUUCCCCAAAACCAACAAAGGUGGCUUCCGUAGCCGCAUCCCAGUGCUGUCACGGCAGCCCCAGCCAGCCCUACCCUGGCACCGCAAGGCUGCAGCCCUUCUCGCUAAGCCAAUUUGCAACAUCAACAGGCUCCUCACUGAGGUGAUUUGUGCUCAGCUGCCUCCUUCAGCCCUGCAUUGCCUCAAGGGGCUGCAUGUCCUGCGGGAGGAAAGGCCUAGCCGCAUCCCCCAUCUGACAGCCAGGCCCAGAGGGCAUUCCAUUGGGUCAGCAAGGCGGAGUAGUAGAAGUCAUCGUGGGCAAGGAAGCCAGCCUGUCAGGAAACCCUGGAGAUAAACAACCCUGUGUUUGCUCAGAAGGGGGCUGCCCUGAUCUGAGUUUUCUGCACCCUAUUCUAAAAUUGUGAAAUAGUCUAUUCCAGUGGAAUUCUGGCAUCCUGGUCCUCUGUCUCAGACACAGAAUUCUGCGAGAUGACCCAGGCAGAGCCACUUAACAGUAUUUACUCUGAAAACCACUUCUCUCCAUCUGGCGUGUGUUGUUGGUAUAGAGAGUCCAGUGGCAUGGGGGGAUAAUUUGAUGUCUUAAUGCCAGGGAGCCCUGGGCCUUUGAUAAAAGGAGGUUUGAGUUGUGGGAGGUUCAGAAGUUUGUGCCAGCUCCUUAUUUGUUUACACAUUGGGGGAGGGGCGUUGUUGUGUGUUCAUUAUCCCAACGAGGAAAGAAUCGCCUGACGCCCUUUUGAGCUGGCUGUUUGGGUGGGUUGAAUAUUUUUUGGUGCCCAUACAAACUGGCUGGGAGAAGAUGGGGAGAUGUUGGGAUGCAGGUGAAGCUGAAGGGAUCCAAGCCCCUUAAACCUGAGGUGUGAGAUGCAGGUGUGCUAGUGUAUUUGCAGAGUCAAGGUUGACAAAUCCUGAUUCAGUGCACCCCAAUGAAAAGAGUAGUUUGAUAAGGGGGCAGGGGCUGCAGGUUUGCAGACUGCUCCACUCCUACAAACACUUUUUAGUCUCCCCCCCUUUUUUUUUUUAGGUUCAGGCACUGUUUUUCCCAUUUUAAACGUACUUUGAACAAUGAGGGGACACCUGUGGUCCUCCAUUUUCUGCCAACAUAGAAGCCCCAAAGAAGUUAUAGGGUGUUGGGGCUCAAUGCUACACUCAUCAAAAUAAAUGGGGUUCUGUUCAUGAUCAACUCCUGAAAAGUUCAGGAUCCAAAUCCCUUGAAAUAUUACCGUUCUCUCCCACUGAACCUUAUUUCAAUUGACCUGGAAACUUAUGAAACUUAAAGGGGUGUACAUAUUUCAAGAAAUCAGACUCUUCCCAGCUCCUGCGGGCUUAACUAAUUUUAGGUGAUUCUUUCGCCGUUAAUAUAUAUAUUUCCACCGUUUUAUAAAUAUAUAUAUUUAUCAUUUUCCACCCUAUUUGUAACAUCCCCUUCACUUCAUUUUUUUUUGUUUUGACUUGAAUGUAUAUAUUUCAAGGUGACUUUUAAUUUUAUGUUUGUGUAUGUUCAUGAUUUUUUGCUAAGUUUUAUAUAAAACCAGUCUUUGUGGGGAGGGAGAAAAAGGAGAUAAUGUGAGAUUUUAAAAAAUAUAUAAUUUGACUGAAAACGGGAGAAAUUUGCAAAGAAAAGAAAAGCCAGCAUUUUUCAUUUGAAAGCACAAUGGGCCAGUCAGUAACCUCUUUUUUUGUGUGCUUUUUUAAAAAAAAAAUGUGACUGGAAAUGAGAAAUGUUCAAACACCACAUCCUGGGACUUUGAAAUAAUGGCUAGGGCUUUAACCAAUUUGCUUUAGUGUAGGCAGUUGCUAUGUUAGUCAAACAAAACAAAGGAGAUAAAACAUCAUGUACCUUUACUGAAUUAAUGUCUGUGCAAAUAUGGGCAUAUGCAAGCUUUAAAAAAUGUAUAGAAAAGAAAAGCAAAUCCCUAAAUAUUGGGACUGUUGGGCGUUUUCCAGACAGUGAACCAGCCUUCUAUAUAAGUGAGAAUUUAGACCAUCUCCAUUCUGUGCAACUUGUUGAAUCACAGAUGCAGCUGUAGGGAUAACAGUGAUGCCUAAACCCAGCCUUUCCCAACCAGUGUGCCUCCAGAUGUUGUUGGAGCACAACUCCCCAUUACCAACGGCUGAGGCUGAUGGGAGUUGUGGUCCAACAACAUCUGGAGGCACACCGGUUGGGAAAGGCUGCCUUAACCUCUCCCCUUUCCCGGGGAACCAGCUGUGGCACCUUCCCUACCCCAGAAUCUGGUAAAGUAAAAGCAACAGAAUUCUGGACAACCGAAAAGCUCCUUUAGUCUUACACUGAUUAUACUCACGGCAUUAAAAAGAAUUACCUUUCCAGUUUAACUCUCUAACCCAGCCCUUCUCCAACCUUGUGCCCUCCAGAUGUUUUGGACUACAACUCCAGACAGUGCUGACUGGGUUGUUGGAAGUUGUAGUUCAAAACAUUUGGGGGGCACAAGGUUGGGGAAGGCUACUCUAACCAGGUAGGCUCCAAAACACUGCAAAGUAUCAGUAGAGUUCAUAUGAAGAGCUUUGCUCCUAGAUUUUAUUUUAUUUUUAUUUUGUUUUUAGGAAAUAAAAGCGGGUCCAUAUAAAAGCUGAUCUAUGAACACACUAAUAGUCAAAUAGGCACAACAUUUCCAGUUAUUUUUUAACCCAAAUUGGGAUGGUUGAGCUUGAAUAUUUUUAAUUUUCUUGACCACAAAGAGAGUAAUCCCAGACACACCAACUUUGAAAGUAAAUCCCAUUUAUUUCAGUGGUUUUUACGUCAAAUAAAUUUGAUUAGAUUCACGGACAGAGCUAGGAUUUUUCACAUUUCUGUCGUAUGCCAUGUUUUGUGCUGUUAAAUCAUUUUGGAACUAAUGGCCUACAUUUCCGGUUUAGUUGGUGAUUAAUUUUUAAAUUGUUUCCUUUAUGCAUUUUUAUAUAUAUUUUCCCCACCUUGUAGUAAUCCGAUUAUGUUGCUACAACUUUUUUUAGCCAGUCUGAGAUUAUCUCUAACUUUGUUUUAAUUCUCCAUUGAACUAUCUGAUUUUGGUCACGUUUGUGCGUUAAUCAUUUGCCCUGCAUUUCUCCCUUUUUUGGUUCACCUGUCCUCUUUUUAUUUAUUUCCAGUUUUGCUUAAGCUGUGGAUUAAUUUUUUUAUCAUUCCUCAAUAUAUUUUUGGCCAAACUUAUUCUCAUUCAUCCAGAUUCUGUUUUGACCAUUUUAAUAGUGUAUUUGUAUUUCUUCCCAUUUUUGUGUGUGUGUGUUUGAGCUGUGGUUGUUUUUCCUUUUACCCUCCUUGCAUAUUUUUUUAUUUCUGUGUUAAAUAUUUUUAAUUUAUUUCUCCUAUUUUGUGGGGGAAGGUAUUCAUCUGUGGUUUAUUUAUUUCUCCCUUCCCUGUUGUGGAUGCAUGUGAAACUUUGAAGGAAAAUAAUAAAAAUAAUUCUGCACCACACCUCACCAUCUCUGUAUUGUGAGUUUUGAGUUUG
This is a messenger RNA of Rhineura floridana, 8473 nucleotides long. It is a transcript of the gene TAOK2, whose product is annotated as TAO kinase 2. Gene Ontology annotation, molecular function: protein kinase activity; ATP binding. NCBI's taxonomy places the organism in Eukaryota, Metazoa, Chordata, Lepidosauria, Squamata, Rhineuridae. The record is from RefSeq and is a predicted model, not a curated record. Bases 1336 to 5346 code for a protein of 1336 amino acids. The transcript has 17 exons. Gene Ontology annotation, biological process: protein phosphorylation.